This is a messenger RNA of Mesorhabditis belari, 597 nucleotides long. NCBI's taxonomy places the organism in Eukaryota, Metazoa, Nematoda, Chromadorea, Rhabditida, Rhabditidae. The record is from the annotation of a GenBank genome assembly.
AUGUCGUCUGCUCGCGGAGAAAUGUCAACAACGCCCAAGUUGAAGUCGUUUUUCUCCGGUCGCCGUUCUUGUCCAGUCUCACGCUCGCAUGUCACUCCAAUCAAGAAAGCUUCAAGCCCACGCAGUCGUGAAAGGAACCUCGCUCAUCAAACUGCGAAAAUCUACAUGAGAAUUGAUCCGAUAUUUGCUCGUAUUUUUGCAGCUACCAAGGAUGCUCAAACGCUGAAAUUUAGAAACGGUCUGGAGCCUCGUUUUCCUGAUAAGGCAAUCGAAACGAUGAAGAAGCUUGGACGAUUUACAACAGCAAAGAAGAUGCGCUCGAAUCAUCAACCUGAGCCCGAGAAAGUUGAUGACGAUGAACUCAAAGAGCUCCAUCUCGUGAUCGGUGAAUAUGAAGCCGAUAUUGCCAGGGCCAAAUCGGUUGAAGUCAUGGUCGACGAGGAGCUCCACCCAAGGCGUAAACGAAAGCUUCCACAAGAAGAAUGGGGUCUGAAGACUCCUGAAGAGAAAAAGGGGGAGAAAACGGACGACUCGGAUAAGGUGACCGAAUUCCUCUUUGGUGAGACGUUGGCAAAAGCUCGUGCUCAGAUCGAAAUC